Molecule: messenger RNA, 2043 nt
Organism: Misgurnus anguillicaudatus (oriental weatherfish)
Lineage: Eukaryota; Metazoa; Chordata; Actinopteri; Cypriniformes; Cobitidae
Gene: ppm1ka
Product: protein phosphatase, Mg2+/Mn2+ dependent 1Ka
Biological process (GO): protein dephosphorylation
Molecular function (GO): cation binding; protein serine/threonine phosphatase activity
Source: RefSeq, a predicted model, not a curated record
CGCGUCUCUCGUGCGUUUGUCGUUUGGUGGAGAUGUGGAAGCAGUCCACAGUUUGACAGACGAGAGAGAUUCUUUCAUAUGAACACACACCUUGGUCUUGGAUGAAUAUUCUGUAUUUUUAAUUGAGUCCCUUCAGAAGUGUGCUAAGGAACAUCUCGACUGCUCUCUCUGUCCCUGUCUCUCUCUCUCUCUCUCUCUCUCUCUCUCUCUCUCUCUCUCUCUCUUUCUGUCUGUCUCUCGCAAUGUCGGUGCUCUCGUUUUCCCGUCUGCUCCCGCUCCGGUGUUGUCUGUCCUCUAUGGGUCGGACCACAAGCGCGUGUCCGGGCAAGUGUGUGCUCACGGUGCCCGGGGUCCGAGGUAUAGCAUCUCGUUUGGACAUGGAUGGAAGCGGCCGUCCAACCACGUGGGAUUCAUUUGGGAUUUGGGAUAAUCGGAUAGAGGAGCCCAUCCUGUUGCCUCCCAGUAUUCGUUACGGGACCCCGAUACCUCACAUCAGUCUAUCGAGGGUGGGCUCAGCAUCUCACAUCGGCCGUCGCCGUGACAACGAGGACCGUUUGCAAGUGAGCGCGCUCACACGUGACAUACAGUACUUUGCUCUGUUUGACGGACACGGAGGAGCACAGGCCGCAGACUUCUGUCACAAACACAUGGAACAGCACAUCAGGGAUUGUUUGUCGGUGGAAACAGAUUUAGAGGUGGUUUUGUCAAAAGCGUUUCUGCGUGUGGAUGCCGCUUUAGCUGCAGAACUGCAGAUUUAUGGAAAUGCAUCACUUAUGAUGGUGGGUACCACGGCGACAGUUGCGUUGCUAAGAGACGGGAUAGAGCUGGUUGUUGGCAGCGUUGGGGACAGUCGAGCUCUGUUGUGUCGAAAAGGCAAAGUGCACAAACUCACAGACGACCACACACCAGAGAGAAAAGAUGAGAAACAGAGAAUUCGUCGGAGUGGUGGGUUUGUUACCUGGAACAGCGUGGGUCAAGCUAAUGUGAACGGACGGUUAGCAAUGACCCGCAGCAUUGGAGACUUUGACUUAAAAAAGAGUGGAGUGAUCGCACAACCUGACACCACUCGCACUUUAUUGCAGCACGCUCACGACUCUUUCCUCGUCCUUACUACUGAUGGUAUCAACUUCAUCAUGACAAACCAAGAGAUCUGUGAUGUCAUCAACCAGUGCCAUGACCCCAAUGAAGCAGCAAACAUCAUUGCUGAGCAGGCUCUGCAGUACGGCUCUGAGGACAACAGCACAAUCAUCGUCGUCCCGUUUGGUGCGUGGGGAAAACAUCAAAACUCUGAAUACUCUUACUCCAUAAGCCGAAACUUUGCCUCCAGUGGUCGCUGGGCUUAGCCAAGAAACAUCAACAGGUCACCUUAAAACAAAAGAAACACUCUCUUUCUACAACUCCACUGCCAACAGCAUGUUUAACCUUCACAUAUUAAACAUAAGGCCAAACAAACGUCCACAUCCAGUUGAAUUGCAACAAGAAAACUUCAAAGCUGAAGUUGUUAUGCUGUAUGUUGACAGCAACCUUACACUGAAAACACAGACUAUUUGUAAAAAAAACAACAACUGCUGUUCAGACAUUGAAGAGCUCUAUUAACCAAAUCAUUGGUUAUGUUGGAUUAUAAUAUAUUUUUGACUCUUUUUAUUAAAGUCUUUAUUUUGCUAUUUUUUAAAACACUCUGACAAAUGGGUUGUUGGGUUGUUAAACAUUUUAUUUAUUUGGUGAAAUCUCAAAUAAUGUACAUCAGCACUGAUAAAGAAAAUAUGCCAGCCUUGAAAAAUUGUACCUCAUCAAUUAUAUGUACAUACAUCUACUCACUGUCAUGAAAGUAAACUUUAAGUUUGAUUUUACUCUUGAGUUAGUCAGUUGUCUCAUCCUGAUCCCAUUACUCCAAUCCGAAUCAAUACUCAUCUGUCAUUUUAACUCAUUCUCAAGAUCUCAGGUGUGUUUGAUUAGAAUUGGAGAGGACAAUGGGCUUCCUGUAUUGGACACUAAAUGCUGAAUCCAAAGGUUUUCAAUAAAUAAAAUACUUAUAUUUUAUUA